This is a messenger RNA of Sinocyclocheilus grahami, 1279 nucleotides long. RefSeq names its product COMM domain-containing protein 8-like. The coding region runs from base 192 to 725 and encodes 177 amino acids. Lineage: Eukaryota; Metazoa; Chordata; Actinopteri; Cypriniformes; Cyprinidae. The transcript is spliced from 5 exons. The record is from RefSeq and is a predicted model, not a curated record.
UCCGGAUGUCGUUUUAAGUUGACGGUAAUGUGUAAAUGUGACAACACUGAAAUAGUUCGUAAGACUUUAACACGUAAAUGUAAUUAGCAUGUAAAACGUAUCGCUAGUAAAUCCCAGAGUGCAGCAACAUCCUGAAGUCACGUGCCGCUCGAUCAGCGGACAUCAUUGGCGCGAGGAAGACGACUGACAGCAUGAUGAUCAAAUUGCUCGAAAAACUACCAUCUGAACAAUGUCCUAAACUCAUACACAGGGUGGUGGAUGGGGUGUGCGGCCAGAGUGGUCCGAGGAGAACAGAUUACGGUGAACGGUGGAGUCUGACAGAAUGGGUGGAGUUAAUGAAUGCUCUCUCCUCUUUUAUCCACUUUGGCGUAGGAAGGGGUUGUUUUGAUCAAGAGAUCCAGGAACUACUGAGUGAUUUGGACACGGCACGCGCCGAGGCUCUUCUCCAGUGUGUGCGCUCCAGGUUUGAUGAGAUCAGACAUGCUUUGGUGGACAGAACCAAUGGCAUCUCAAGCACACAGCUACAGGACUUCAACUGGCAGUUAAAGCUGGCAUUAUCCAGCGACAAGCUGUCAGCUUUAAACAUUCCUCUGCUAAAUCUCAGUUUGGACCUGAAGGAGAAUGGAAUUCAAAGAUUGGUGACUAUAGAAAUGAACAAAGAGGAGCUGCACACUCUCAUCAGUGCACUAGAGGCUGCUAAUAAGGUUGUGUUGCAGUUGAAAUGAAGAUACCAAACAAAGAUUGUUCUGUGCCAUCAAACUUUCAAAGAGAGGAUUUCUGAGGUCUGUAUUAUGAGACAAUGUCUGAAUGUGGGCAAACAGAAACCUUACGGACAGAACCGGGAACCUAUCAGUGUCUCCUACCUGAGGUCUUCAUGAAAGACUGAAUAUUAUUGUUCAAGCUCCAUCAUUAUGGACUACAGUUGACUUGAAGUUGCCUAGGUAAUGGUGGUAGGGCCGUUUUGAGGCAGAGUAUUUUGCACAAUGAAAAUCUAAAUGCCUGACAUUGAUCUUGCUUUCAAUUCUCCAUGCAAUGCAUUUUGGUUUCACACCCCAAAAAGUUGCCUUUCUAAAUAAAGUAACUAAAACAUUAAAUGACAACACCUGAGUGGUGGGUUGUUCCUUUUUUGCCAAUGCAAGUCAACAUAAUGACUAAAAGGCAGAAACCACACCUUUUCAUGGGAUAAUGUGAACACAUGACUCACUUGUAAUCCUGAUUAAUAUGUUAAAGCUUACGUGUCCAUUUUGCACAUGUUGAAGUGGAUUAAAUCUAAGUUUGU